UUGGGGUAUCGUAAUUGCUCAAUAGAAAGUCCCCUCCAAGGCUUAUUGAGGUGUGGCCAUUAUUGUUAUCAACGGUAAUUUUCUUAACAUUGGGGAAAAGGGCAACUGUUUUGAGUGUACGGGGAGAUAGUUUCCUGGUUGAUAAGUGCUAGUUUAUGUGAUUUUCCAAUGGCGGCUAUACGCAAAAAGUUAGUGAUUGUAGGUGAUGGUGCCUGCGGAAAAACCUGCCUUCUAAUAGUUUUCAGUAAAGACCAGUUUCCAGAAGUAUAUGUACCUACAGUGUUUGAAAAUUACGUGGCUGAUAUUGAAGUUGAUAAUAAACAGGUUGAGUUAGCACUAUGGGAUACAGCCGGACAGGAAGAUUACGAUAGGCUUCGACCGUUGUCAUAUCCAGACACCGAUGUUAUUCUCAUGUGUUUUUCCAUUGACAACCCAGACAGUUUAGAAAAUAUCCCAGAGAAAUGGACACCUGAAGUAAAACAUUUUUGUCCAAAUGUUCCAGUAAUUCUGGUUGGCAACAAGAAAGAUUUGCGUAAUGAUGAUAACACCAGAAAAGAAUUAGCAAAGAUGAAACAAGAGCCUGUAAAAACUGAAGAGGGGCGCGCCAUGGCAGACAAAAUACAGGCAUUCCAGUACUUGGAAUGCUCAGCGAAAGCCAAUGAAGGUGUACGAGAAGUAUUUGAGACGGCUACGCGUGCUGCACUUCAGGUCAAAAAGAAGAAGAGGCCAAGGUGUCGAAUUCUCUAAUCUGUUUGAAGUGCUCUACUUUUUUUUUUUAAAUCGCAUCCAACACACAAGUCGCUGAGGCGUAUUACUGAUACAUUGCCACGAACGGCUUGCGGAUCUUUUUCCAUGUACACAAACAUCCCAGUUUCCAUUUUGUCGCGUGGCCAUUACAGGACUGAACAGUAACUGUUGGAAUGUUUCCAAACUGGGGGAAUAGUGUCCUUAUCAUGCGAGGCUACAAAAUACUACUAAUCCUGAUUAUAAUUAAUAGUCUUUUCUCCGAGGGGAUAUCUGUUCUCCGAGGGUAUAGCUAUGUGGUAUUUGCUGCUCUAACUGCUAGAGGCAUAAUCAGUUUAUUUUGUAGUAUGUGUAACUGUGUGUAUGAUUAAGCUACAGUAAAUGGAUGCAUUGCAGGGACCAUAUCCUAAUGGUUUAAUUCUUGUGUAAAAUGUAGGAUAAUACUUUCAUGUGAAAUGUAAUCUUAGUUAUGGAUCCUUGAAUCUGCGUGCUUUUUUUUGUUUUUUUUUUUUUGUUGAGGUUCUCAUACAAUUUUUUGAAAUGUUCAUAUCAAAACAAUACUGUACACUUUUUGUUAUAACCCAGAUGUCUUUGUAUUGUUACUUUGUUGAACCGAUGAUUAAUAAUAGAUCAAUAAUUUAAUUUCUCUUUUUCUACCGAUGUUAUUUAAUAUCUUGAAUUAAUUUUUUGUCAAAUCACUUAAGGAAAUGAAAUUAUUAAAGUUGAUGUAUCCCCUUAGAAAUCUAGAUUAUUCCAAUGUAAUAUCAAAUCUAGUUUCCCCUAAAACAAAUUUCAAAUAUGAAAGGCACACAACAUUAUGGUGUUGUUUAUUGAAGUUGUAGUAAAUGAGACAAAAAGUAGUAGUUAUAGUUCAUAAUUUGUUUUUGUAACACUGAGUCUUGUAAUCAAAUACUCAGUGUGUUUGGUUUACGUACAAUAGAAUGUCCCACACGUACACAUAAGCCGGUGGGGUAGAUUACUAACUUAAAUUGGUAUCUCUUUUGUUUUUUGUACAGAUAACGAAUGCAGCCUGUGUGAAAAUGCACUAUGAUCCUUGUGGAUAUUUACCUUAUCCAUGUGGAUAUUUUUAUUAUUGUGUAUCAAGAUUCUAAAUCUCUUACUAUUAUUAUUAUUAUCAUUAUUAUUGCCGUUAUUAUUUUUAUAUUGUCAUUUAAUACAGGAAUAUUAGUAUGGAAGUAGUAAGUGUCGUAAAACCUGGUUUAAUUUUAUUGGUGAAUUAAAUCGUUUGCCAAUGACAGUGACUGGAGUUGUAGGGUUUGCUACUGAGGCUGAUAAAACAACCAUAAGCUGGUGAAGGCAUGGAAAACGAUCUCCAGUUUCAUUCAUUGGGAAUAUUAUAUAUCAUGGCUAACUGCCUUUUAAUUUGCCAAUGUUUUAAACAGUCUUUGUUAAUUUGGUAAUUAGCUAAUUAAUAGCAAAAAUAGUGUCUUAUAACACACACCAACAUUCAUCGAUAUUAUUAAGUGGCCCAUGUUUGCGGGAAUCUUAUAAACUUUACUGGCAAUAUAUUGCCUGUUAUUAAGAUUGUUGUAGUCAAAAAUAUUUCAGCCUGUUCCCAGUAUUCUGUGUGAAAUUAAACGUCAAAAAGAUAUGCUUACUUCCAAAA
This is a messenger RNA of Anneissia japonica, 2371 nucleotides long. Its product is annotated as ras-like GTP-binding protein Rho1. Gene Ontology annotation, biological process: cell migration; small GTPase-mediated signal transduction. The transcript is spliced from 4 exons. The coding region runs from base 169 to 747 and encodes 192 amino acids. NCBI's taxonomy places the organism in Eukaryota, Metazoa, Echinodermata, Crinoidea, Comatulida, Comatulidae. Gene Ontology annotation, molecular function: GTPase activity; GTP binding. The record is from RefSeq and is a predicted model, not a curated record.